Paramecium sonneborni is the source of this 2231-nucleotide messenger RNA. The record is from the annotation of a GenBank genome assembly. NCBI's taxonomy places the organism in Eukaryota, Ciliophora, Oligohymenophorea, Peniculida, Parameciidae.
AUGGCAGAAAUCCCUUGUGUUCAGGCUUUUGGAUACAUACCACCAUAAAUUUCAUCUCAUUAUUAAGCCUUUGAAGAUAAGUAAAAUGUACUAAUCUUUUUGAAUUACUUUGAGAUUGAUAAUUAGAUGCUUAUUCUUCUCUCUCCCUGUCCAAUUGAAUAUAGUCAAUAAAGUAAAUUUAAUUUAAUAUCAUUUCAAAGGUUUCAUCGUUUUUAGUUCAACAAUUUGUCCUAGAUAUAAAGUAUCAUAGAAACUUAUUGUUUCAAUAGGCUAAUUUAAAUCGAUUGUUAGUUUUAAUAUACUAUUAUUUGGUGAUUUAUUCUUAACUAAUAAAACAUAAUUUCAACCUUAUAAUGCUCGUAACUUUUAGACUUUUAUUGAACCUACUCCUUUACCUUAAAUAAAUAUUUUAGUUGUUCCUGGAGUUUACAGUAUUCACUUUGAUCAAAUUUAUGAAUUUCUAGAAUGUAAAUUAGCAUAAAAAAAUGAACCAAUCCAACCUCAAACUAAAUUCUAUACUCUUUAUUAUACUACCAAUCCUUAUAGGGUUUGCAAUAUUUAAUAUCAAUUUGAUAAAAAUACUUAAUUAAUUGAUUACUUAUUUUAUUUAAUUGAUAAUUCAAUCUAUUCUGAUAUAAAUGAAAUUUAAUAGAUUUUUAUGUUGGAUAAUCCUAAAGGCACAUUAUUAGAUUUUUUAUAAGGAAAAAAUUAUCCACCUUCUGUUAAUUUUGUUUAAUGUAUUAGAAAGAAUUUUAAUCUCAAUGUUUAAGACACUAAGUUCUACAUUUUACAACAAAUAAAAAGUAUUUCAUAAAUGCACUAAAAUGGUGAUUAUAUGAAAAUUUGUAAUAUAUCUCUGUAAUAUAAGUUUAGUUUGUCCAAAUUGUGAAGAAGAUAAUAAAUGUACCUUAUUAUCUUCUAAUUAUUAAUAAAUCUAUUUUGCUGGAGAAAGUGCAUUGUUUAAAUAUCCUCUAUCAAUUAAAUUUAUGGAUUUAGUUUGUAGAACAUUUUUAUAAUUAAUCUCUUAGUUAAUAUUGAUAGCAAAUGCAUAGAAUGCUACUUAUUAAAUUGGUAGAUUAGCUAAUAUUGAUAGAAUUGAAGAAGCCAUUUCUUGUCCUUCUUUUAAUCUUUAAAGAAAUUAUCAAAAUUUAGAAAUGCUUGGUGAUGUUGUAAUUAAGUAUUUAACAUCUGCUAUGUUAUUCGAAGAAACAAAAUAUAAAACAGAAAAUGUUUUGACUUCUGCAAGAGUUAGAUUAAUAACAAAUAAAUAUCUAAGUGGUAUUUAUUCUAAAUUGAAAUUGAAUACAAUGAAUUUUAAGAUUAAUUCAAAGAAAUUUUUAAAUCAUAUGAUGAUGAUUAUAAAUGAAUAAGAAGAUCCUAAACUAUCUUAAAAAUAAUAAGCAGAUAUUUAUGAAGCAUUAUGUGGAGCAUGUUAUAUAAAAAACUAUGAAUUUAAAGAUUUAAUUGAUUUUUUUAAAUUAAGUAAGUUUGAAUUUAAAGGAAAAUUAUAGUAAUUCUAUAAAGGAAAACCUUUAAUUGAUUUUAAAGAAAAUAUUAUAGAUAAAGAAAAUGAUAAUGAUUAUCCAUUAAAGAAAUAAAUAAUUGUAAGACCAUUCUCUGAAACAAUAAAAUUUAAUUAACCUUUUUAAGAAUUUGAAGAUUAUUUAGGAUGCAAAUUAAAUAAAAUUGAAGAAGCUCUGACACUAGAUGAAUUUGAAAGAUUAGAAUUUUUUGGAGAUGCAAUAUUAGAAUUACUUGUAAUUGUAAAUGUUCAUAAGGAAUGUGAAAAGUUAUACUAUAAUCCUUAAUAAUAAUAAUUAUGUAGAGAAGGUAAAAUUACAUAAAAAUUGUUAUUAUGUCCAGGAAUGCUUCACACUGCUAAAAUAUCUUUACUUGAUAGUGGAUUUAUGGGAACUAUGGCAAUUUAUCAUAAUUUUCAUUAGUAUGCUAGAAAUCUUACUAGAGAAACUUAGAAUGAUAUAAAAAGAGUCUUAACAUUAUUAAGAGAUGAAUAAUUUACUGAUUUUAGAAAAAUCAAUUAAUAUUCAGCAUAAAUUCCAAAAACUAUGAGUGAUCUAUGGGAAAGUGUAGCAGCUUGUAUUUUUGUUGAAUAUGGAUGGGAAAUGGUUGUUAAAAUAUAUGGAGAAAUGUACAAACCUUAUAUUAAGUAUGUAGUUGAUAAUAUUUCUUUAAUUUACGAUUUUUAUCAAAGCUCUGGAAGUUUAAAAUGA